This is a messenger RNA of Chironomus riparius, 1003 nucleotides long. The record is from the annotation of a GenBank genome assembly. NCBI's taxonomy places the organism in Eukaryota, Metazoa, Arthropoda, Insecta, Diptera, Chironomidae.
AGUUUCAUUCUUGACGCCAAACAAUACACGAUGACUUCUGUGGAGGGCUCGCGGAAUUUAGUGCUGUUGAUAAUUUUUAAUAUUUUAAUUUUAACGCACAGUCUUGCUAUUGAUCCGAAACUUGAUUUUGGUGAUAAUCGGGGACUCGUUGAAGUGAAAAAGGAUAUAAAAACGGGAAAAAUUAAAGGAUUGCGUGUGACAGUUGAUACGUCGGAAUUAAAAGAAUCAAAAAGCAGUGGAAGUGACAGCUCAUCCUCAAGUGAUUCAUCCGAAACCAAAAAAGUUGUUGGAGUUCGUACCGAUGUGACAUUUGAAAUAACGAGCGGUGAGACAAAUGAUACAAAAACAGUUGAUGAGAAAGAAAUAGGAAAAGAGGAUGAUAAUGCAAGCAUUCCUGUAGUUCCAGUGUUUAAAGGCACACCAGAUCGUGGAGGUAUUAGUAGUGGACAUGUUAAAGAGUCAAUUGACAAUGAAAUUUUGAGUGUCAUACCUUUAGAGAAUCCUUCACAGCCAUUGCCUCCUCGUGGACCGAUUUUUCAUAGACAGGACGACAGGAAUCAAUUUAACGGUGGUGGACAUAGCGAUGAGUCGUGGAAACAAAUCCCACAAUAUGCCAUAUGGACAACCGAGAGAUACAAUAACAGAAGAUUUCAUCAAGAACCAGUCUUUCAUCACCGAAAUGACCAAUUUGAUAUUUUAAGAAAGCCAUCAAAUUUUAUACCAUAUCAAAUUCAUCACGAUCGUCAUCUUCCAUGGGAACCAUGCACUUGUAAAGAAUAUCCAGGGCCACUUUUAAAUCCACAACAUCCGUCUUCGUCAUCUCAUGAAUUUAAGUUAACGAAUAAAGUUGAUGAUAAGCUUGAGAGACCUUUCUCAAAGACUACAUAAAUUUUGUAAGUCAAUUUUUUAUUUAUUCUUGUUUGUAGCACUACCGUACGCGUACAAGUGAAUGAAUGUUGUAAUAAAGAUGUAAGAAGAAAAAAAAUCUAACAUAAUUAAAUUC